UUACGUGAACAGAAACAAACAUGGCGCCGCGAAAGUGAGGAAAACUCUGCUGCGAGUGUUUCUACCAUGGUUGUUGUUUAUUUUUGUGUGGUUUUAAGCAGCUGUGGAACAUAUAAACACACAAACAUUUAACCUGCUAGUCAAACUUACCGAUAAGUGAGCAGAAAACCGAAAAUACGAACUUUAUGUGGAGUUUUUAGUGUCUCGUGUGUUCAGUUUGUUUCCAUAUCAACCGAUGUCCUGGCGCUGUGGAAGCUAACUGACAGAAGGUAACUGCUGUGAGUGGCUCUUUGAUUAUGAGCUGGAUCGAUCCGGGGGUGGAUUAGUCUUCAAUAGGUCGUUUAAAUCUCGCUACUUGGCUCUUUUAUUGAUUUAAAACAGGGAUUAGUUAGUUUGGAGGCCGAGUUUGAGCCACCCCGUCGCACCGACCCACCGGACAGAUGAGAGGAAGAAGAAGAAACUCACCGGAUAAAUCAGUUUCUCAGGAUCAGGCCAGGAUGGCUCUGAGAAAACAAGUACUGAAGGACGCCGGUGACGUCCCCUCCAGAAGCCACCAGAUCGAUGACGACACUGAGGAGGACGAAGCUCUGGAAGAUGAUAACGACGAGUUCUCAUCGUCUCUUCUGUCGCCGUCAUCAUCGAGAGGAACACGCAGGAGAGAGAGGGAAAACAAAUCCAAACCCAAAGAGAUGACAGAGGAGGAGAUGAUGGACUUGGCUCUGCGGCUCAGCGAGCAGGAAGCCAGCAUCACUGCACUCAGGCUGCAGAAAGAGGAAGAGGCCAUGAUGAAAGCCAUUCAUGAGAGUAUGACACAGCCAUGUUCGCCCUCCCAGAGUCAGAGCCUGCUGUCUGAUCCUGAAGCAUCGCUCAGGAUCAGCUCACGACGGAAACUCUUGUACUCAAACGGGCAGCCGGCGUCUGAGGACGGCUGCACGGCAGAGAAGGAUCUGAACCGAGGAGCAAAACGAAGUGGAGAUGGAGGCUGUAGCUGGAAUAAAAAGCGGAAAAGGAAAGAAGGAAGUCCUCUGCUGGAGAUGCCAGACUUGUCCCAGACUCAGAAAAUCAACUCUCAGGCUUCAACCUGCAGCUCAGAGGUCCUGGAGCUGCAUCUGGACUCGCAGCAGAGCACUGACUCAACCCAGAUCGACGACUGUCACCCCUGUAAAUCUCCUGUCUUCCCCUUGACUGGCCUCAGAGCCGAGGUCCACGUCCCCCGGCUGACUCAGGACCUGCUGCAGAACUGCAGAACCUCAGGGUUUGUGUUGUGUUCUCUGGACAGCUCGACUUCGCCUCCAAAGUCUUCGUCUGCCCAACCCAAGAGCCCAACGUUUCCCAAAAGCCCGGAGCGCUCUGAUAACCUCAUGACAGUUCCUAAAAGUCCUGUCUUCUCAGAGACUGAUCAGGACGGUGGUGCAGAGACGCAGCCGAGUCCUGAGUAUUUUAAGAGUCCCGUAUUUGGCAGCAAUACUCAGAAUAAGAAGUCUUCAAGUGCCUCCAAACCACAAGUCAGCGUCUGUAACUCAGGGUUCAUGUUCUCAUCUCAGGAGAGUUUAACCUCCUCUGUGAGGUCCACGUCCUGCCGGCCUAAGAGCCCGGUGUUCCCAAGAAGCCCUGAUGUCACCCCAGAAAGACCAGCAGCCAGCAGAAGUCCUGUAUUCUCAGAGACUGAUCCAGUGUUCGGCCAGAGUGGAAGGCGACAGAAGAUUCGUCUGGAUGAGCAGAAACACUCUGCGAAUCCUUCAGCUGCAGAGCUCAGAGCGUCAGUCUGUGGAGGAAAUUCAGCCACUACAGGGCGUCGGAGACAGGACGGAGAGACUGAUCGGAACCAGCGUGUCGGGCUGAACGCGUCCUAUGAUGUCGAGGAGGAGCUGAAGGAAAUAUCCAAAGAGAGAGAGUCAGCCGAGCUGACCAGUGACAUGACGCUGCUGUUGUCUGAUGAGGACGACGUCACGCCGGUGGGGUCGCCCAGCCCGGUCUUCCCAGAGGAGAGACCCGUCCUCCAUGUGGCUGCAGCGUCUCCAGGAACAAGCGGGUCGACCUGCAGACCCUCUACAUACACCACAGAGCGAGAACAGCAGCCAAUCAGCAGUCAGGGAGCAGUCAGCAGCGUGUCAGCUCCGCCUGGGCAGCCUGCAGGCGGGUCGACGGUUCACUACUACUGGGGGGUUCCCUUCUGUCCACGAGGCCUGGACCCAGACAGCUACACAAAGGUGAUCCUGGCUCAGAUGGAUGUGUAUGAGAAGAGUCUGAAGCAGGCUCAGAGGUGUCUGCUGAGGAAGGCUGAGUGGGGGGAGGCCAUCCUGCCACAGCCGGAGAAAUCACCGUCUCCUGAGCCGCGUGCUGAAUCACCUCAGGAGCUGUUUCCUCGAAGACGCGGCUUCAGACUGAGGAGUAAAAAACUGUGUGAUGCAGCCGAGGAGGCAACAGAGGAGGACGAAGGAAACAACAAGGAAGAUGAAGACAAGCAGGAAAUAGAGAACAAAGACGAAGAGAAGAAGAAUGAGGGAGGAGGAGGAGAGGUGGACUCUGAUGACUGUGAGGUUUGUCCAGAGACGCAGCUGAGCGACAACGAUGACGACAGGACACAAGAUCUGAUGAUCGACACUGACGCUGGAUCAGAGCUGCGACAGAAAAGCCCAGAGCCGCCCGAGGUCGAGAUGAUUGUCCAGGACGACUCUCCAGCCGUGCAGGAGCUGCAGGAUGAGGAGAUGGAGGUGGAGGUGGAGGUGGACGCUCCAGCGGACAGAAAGACGAAGGGAAACAUUCCUGUUAGAAGCAGCGACGUCGGAGGUGAUGUUGGUAAUGUGGAGGAGGACGGGGAGGAUCCAGACGUGGAGGAGAUAAAAGAUCGAGGGCUUCAGAGGUCGUCGUCUCCUGAACUGGAUCCAGCCGUCGUCCCUCGGAGCCCUGAAACCAGCGUGGACUGUCCCAUCUGUCAGGGAUCGUUCCCCGUGACGGAGAUCGAGAUGCACGCCGCGUACUGUGACGGAGACGUGGACGAGAGGAGGCCCAAGGCCGACUGUUUCCAAGUGACAUCGAAGCCUCGCAGGAAGAGAACGAGGAGAGCUGAUCUGACUGCUGAGGAGGCUAACGAGCCCCCGAACGCUGUCAGGAACCCAGAGAAGUGUUUCAUCUGUCAGAAAGCGGUUCCUGUGAGAGACUACAGCCGACACACUGAGCUCUGCAUCCAGCAGCAGAGGACAAAGUCUGCAGCGAAGGGAAAUCUGCUGUCAGCUCUGGAGAAAACAGACAGCAGAGAUUCAGAGGCCGGGCCGUCUGGAUCCAAACCUCCACCAAGUGAUGUCAUCGAUCUGCGGGAUGAUGAUGAUGAUGAAGAGGAGGAAGGCAGCGCGUCAGCGUUCAGGGUCAGUAACUCCCCCAUCAGAGCCUUCACUCCGAUCUCCGAGGCCGCCGGCUGCCUUAUCGACUUCAAGAAACAGCAUCGAACCAAGAAGCUGAGCCAAAGACGAAGAUGAGGACCUAACCCGAACCUGGAAACCAGAGCCUUAAGUAGAACCGACCCACGAGGCACCGGGGCGACAUCCACACCAGAACGGACUUGUGUUGAACUUCUUGAUAUCAGAUAUCAGAUUUUUUGGGGGGUAUUUAUGCAGGUGAAUGAAUACAAACAGAGCACUCAAGUGUAUUCAGAUCCAACCUGGUCGUGACUCAUUUUGUGCCACUAAAUAUUUCCUGUAUGGACGUUUUGUUUGUGUCGACGGUGAUUCAGGCGACUACCUCUACACGUGUGGGAACAUUUGCGCUCCACAUCACAGAGUGUUCACCAAACAACGUGUUGCAGAUCUUCAUCUUGAAGGAACAGUGAGGUGAAGUCUCAGAGUCCACGAGUCAUAAAUCAAAAACACAAUAUAUAAAGUGUAAUUCACGUCAGAUCACUUAUUAAUACGUCAUCCUGUGGUCUCUCUGUCAGUCGCCGCCGAAACUUUGAGUUUUUGUUGGUUCGCGCCAGAACCAACAAACACUGAAAGUUCCUCAUGAACUUUGAGAUCAGCGCUAACACGACGUGCUCGCUUGCUAACCGUGACCAUGUGUAGGUGCUAACAUGUAGUGUGCUGACAUUGUUAAACGUCAGCAUGAGUAAACUCUGUUGCCACGCUAACACAGGGUAAUGUUAGCACUUCAGCUAACAUUUAGCACAUUACAGAUACUACAAGUGUUUCUCUCAUUGAUGGACCGAGCCAAUCAGAGCAGACGGAACAGUGAGGCGACCCGGCAGUCGGCCUCCGACGCUGCCAGUUCUUCGGCGUCGGUUCGGUGUGUCUGGGCCUCAAUGUGCAAAAUGUUGAAUGUUAACAUCAGACGUCUGAGAUCAACAUAACAUGUUACCUGGAGCAGUGUUAGCAUGCUAACAUUCCAGCAGUAGUAUUCAGCUCAAAACACAGCUAACGCCUCAGACAGCUCAGCGUCUGAAAUGUCCUAAAAUGGCCACCGUAUUAAGAGUAAACCUGCCGAUCGAGGCGACAUGGUGGCCUUUUUUCCUCUGGUGCCAAACCAGGGUUCACAAACCAAGUGAAGUUAAAUCAGAGUUUCUAAACUUUCCACAUAUUCAUGAGUUUUUAGUUUCCGGUGCGAGUGAAAAAGUCCCUGCAAGAUCUAAAUCCACCACAGACGGAGGAGCCGGCAGCUUUUCUUUAAAGAGCAUCUAAAACUAAAAUGAAAUGUCUGAUGUGAUCAGAAACAAACAAAAAAUCUUAAAUCAUUAUUAGUUGGGGGUUUUUUUUUUAACCACACAAGACCAAACAACGAGAAACUCGACUCUUCUGACCUGAGUCGUCGUUCUUGUUCACAUCAGGUGAAACGUUCCUGUCGGCACGUUGAAGGAAGUUCGAUGCAAAUCAAGCCUGAAAACUCUGAAUUUACCCUUUAAAAGAAUUAGCUGGCUCGUUCACAGCAGCUUCCUGAGCUUCACACUCGUCCUCGUCACUGUGGACCACAAAGUUGUUUCCCUGUUUGUGUUUCUUCUGUUGUUCGACUGCGUGCUCGUAGUUUUGGCCUUGUAUCCUGAAUCAGCACUUUAGAGACGAAUUUGCUAAGUGAUGUCACAGAACAGAAGUAAAGUCACUGAAACUGA
Molecule: messenger RNA, 5092 nt
Organism: Acanthopagrus latus (yellowfin seabream)
Lineage: Eukaryota; Metazoa; Chordata; Actinopteri; Spariformes; Sparidae
Gene: uimc1
Product: ubiquitin interaction motif containing 1
Exons: 21
Coding region: 441-3476 (1011 amino acids)
Biological process (GO): double-strand break repair; positive regulation of DNA repair
Cellular component (GO): BRCA1-A complex
Molecular function (GO): histone binding; K63-linked polyubiquitin modification-dependent protein binding
Source: RefSeq, a predicted model, not a curated record